UGGCUUCACUAUCCUUAAUGCCACUGCCCAACAGUUUCAAUCAUGGAGAUCUCUAACCUAAGUGUUUUGCUUGUGUUUCAGCUGACACUGUCAUAUUGGGUUAUACGUGGAGAAUCUGCAGCCAUACCACCGGGUUGCUUUUCUAAAAUCUUUGCCUUUGGUGACUCUCUCACUGAUACUGGCAACACCAGAUCUGGAGUUGGACCCAGUAGUUUUCAAGGAGUUUCACACCUCCCUUAUGGACAAACAUACUUUCACAGGCCUACUAAUCGUUACUCAGAUGGACGCCUUGUCAUUGAUUUUGUAGCUCAAGCUCUUGGGCUCCCCUUUCUUCAACCAUACACCCAUGAACAAGGAGAUUUUUCCCAUGGUGUUAACUUUGCUGUGGCUGGAUCAACUGCCAUAGAUCAUGACUUCUAUACACGGAUGAAUAUCACUUUCGACCAGACUCCCCAAUCUCUGGGAACUCAACUUCAAUGGUACAAAAGUUUCAUGGAUAAAACAUGCAAGAAUGCCAACACAGACUGCAAAAAUAAUUCUUCUGCUGGAGCCCUAUACUGGGUUGGGGAAAUUGGAGCGAAUGAUUAUGCUUAUAUUACUGGCUCUGACAUUUCCAGUGACACAAUUAGGACACUCGCUGUUACCAAAACUCUGCAGGUUUUGGAGACAUUAAUUCAAGGAGGAGCAUCAUAUAUGGUAGUAGAAGGAUUGCCUCUCACAGGUUGCCUGUCAAUGGCAAUGACUUUAGGUUCUACUGAAGAUCGAGAUCAACGUGGAUGUAUUAAAAGUGUGAAUGAACAAGCUCAGUCACAUAAUGCAUUGUUACAACAAGGCUUGGAAGGACUAAGGAGCAAACAUCCCAACACUGCAAUUGUGUAUGCAGAUUAUACUAGUGCACACAACAAGGUCCUCUUGAACCCGACUCAAUAUGGAUUUGAUAAUACAAAGAAAGCUUGCUGUGGAGCUGGUGGAGGUACUUAUAAUUUUGAUAUUUUUGCUACUUGUGGGGAAGCUGACCCAAGUCCUAUUAGUGGUGAGAAAGCAACAUCCUGUGCAGAUCCAAGCAAAUACAUAAAUUGGGAUGGCAUCCAUUUUACAGAGGCCUUGAAUGAAUUGGUUGCCAAUAUGUUUUUGCAAGGAGAAAACACUAACCCUCCUUUUAGUGCAUUAUUAUCUAAGAAGAAAUGCUAAUCGUGUCUGAAGUGAAGUACUAUAUUUGUAUGUUUAGAGUAUUAAAUAUUAUAGUUUGAUUAUAUUGUC
Cryptomeria japonica (Japanese cedar) is the source of this 1260-nucleotide messenger RNA. Its product is annotated as GDSL esterase/lipase At3g48460. The record is from RefSeq and is a predicted model, not a curated record. The transcript is spliced from 5 exons. The coding region runs from base 43 to 1191 and encodes 382 amino acids. Gene Ontology annotation, molecular function: lipase activity. Gene Ontology annotation, biological process: lipid metabolic process. Lineage: Eukaryota; Viridiplantae; Streptophyta; Pinopsida; Cupressales; Cupressaceae.